Messenger RNA from Cylicocyclus nassatus, 1934 nucleotides. The record is from the annotation of a GenBank genome assembly. NCBI's taxonomy places the organism in Eukaryota, Metazoa, Nematoda, Chromadorea, Rhabditida, Strongylidae.
AUGUUUAUGUUCCGCGUGCUCAACGCGGUGCCCUACAGCAAUGAACAGGGCGCCAAAGAUUUCAUUGCGAGUCUACAUUCAUUUGUCACAUGCAAUCUGCUCGUUGGGUUGGCUGUACUCGUAUCAUGGAAGCAAUUUGGUGGAAGACCUCUUGAGUGCAUGGUGCCUCCAGAUUUCACUGGUGCUUGGGUUGAGUACGCGGAAGUCUAUUGUUGGUCUCAGGACACCUACUAUGUUCCUUUUUCCACUCCUUUGGCAAACACACCUGACAACACUACCAUCGAUCGAAGCUCUGCCAAGGUUUCUUAUUACCAAUGGAUGCCAUUCUUUUUAUUAUUUGAAGCAGCAUGCUUCCGCUUGCCUACUUUUAUCUGGAAAUACUUUGCUAGUCAAAGUGGUAUGAAAGUUGGAGAAAUCCUUCGUUUGGCCACGGAUGAGCACAACACCGUACCGGAAAUCAGACGAGAAAACAUACAUGCACUGUGUAUACAUCUUCAAGGAGCUUUGCGAUUUCAGAAGAGGUUGAAAAUGAAGAGGUUGUAUCCUCAUAAGAUUGUACGUUUUCUCAAUCUAAAGUACACGACCUACUACGUGACUCUGAUAUAUUUCAUCGCCAAAUUUGCAUUUCUCAUGAAUGUGGGGAUACAGACAAAGUUGUUGAAUCAAUACUUAAUUCCUCAUGCUAGUUUGCACCAAUUCGGUUUUGACGUCUGGCAUUCUCUGUGGAGUAGCAAUCAGACGUGGCAAACAAGCGGUCUCUUUCCGCGUGUCACUUUGUGUGACUUUGAUGUGCGGGAAAUGGGAAAUAUCCAAACGCAUACUGUGCAAUGUGUUUUGCUUCUCAAUGUUUUUACCGAAAAGAUCUUCAUUGUCCUCUGGGCAUGGUAUGUAUUCCUCGCAACUCUAACUGCGUGUAACCUGUUCAGCUGGAUGUUCUCUAUCUUUAGCGAGACGUCCAAAGAGCAUUUCUUGAUAAAUCACCUCGAAAUGUGUGAAACUUCAUUCGAUAAGGAAUCUGCAAGAGAUCUGCAUGAGGUCGAUUGUUUCAUAGACAAAUACCUGGGAUUAGACGGAAUUUUUCUGCUGAGACUAAUUGGACAGCAUGCAGACGUUGUUUUUAUCACAGAGCUCGUUGGAUAUCUGUGGAAAAGUCAUAACGAGAUUGAGGAGCAAAGACAUGCACUGAAAAGAAUGAAUCGUGUUUUACCUUUACUGGUUCCCGAAGAAAAAGUAGACUACUCCGUGCCAGGCUCCCGCAGAGAAUCUUUGCUGGAAUCUCGUAGAGAGUCACUAGUUGGAUCGGCAGCCACAAAGAGAAGGGCUUCACUAGCCAACAGACGUCAAUCUACCCUGAAAAGGGUAGCCAGUGCUGAGGAAUUGGAAUCCAACAAAUCGAAGCAGUUUGAAGACAGCAGCGACGAAGACACCAACAUAACGUCGAGAAAGUCAAGUUUAGAAAAGGGCAAGAAGUCCCAGAAGUAAUAAUUGUACAAAGAAUUCUCUUCUUACAUUCGCCAUAUAUCAAAUUCACUCAGAUUUAGUCAACGAGCUCUCCAAAAUGUUUUCGUCUUCAGUAUUACAGAAUCUCGGGUAGAUUCCCUGGUAUCUUCGCCUUAGGCAUAAAUUCCGUAGACUCUGAAUUGCACUGCAUUUGUGAAGAAAACAUAAUAUCACGUAAGAAUGCUUUAGUUCACUUCGCUUUGAUUCAGAUAUUUCUGUUGCUUUGUAGACCAUUUCUGAUCUAGAAAUGAUCUAUCAAUUUUGCUAUCUGUACCUAAAUUCUAUUUCUAGUCGAAUCCUCUCUGGUCAGUUUUAAAUAAUCGACCUCCUAUGCAUUUUCCACAGAAGUAUUACAGCACUAUCUAUGGAAUUGUUUAUUCUUUGAUAUGUCACAUUCGUUAUGUAACCAUUGUAUUCUAAUAAAAUUUGUGUAC